This is a messenger RNA of Rhipicephalus sanguineus (brown dog tick), 779 nucleotides long. RefSeq lists its product as uncharacterized. Gene Ontology annotation, molecular function: amine binding. The transcript has 5 exons. The record is from RefSeq and is a predicted model, not a curated record. The coding region runs from base 26 to 559 and encodes 177 amino acids. Lineage: Eukaryota; Metazoa; Arthropoda; Arachnida; Ixodida; Ixodidae. Gene Ontology annotation, biological process: symbiont-mediated perturbation of host defenses.
GACCGUCACGCCUACAAGAGAAGCCAUGCGUGCUGUAGCACUGCUCGUCGUGUUUGGGCUCUUCGUCGACGUACACGGCGCCAGCUUGUACGACCUGAUUAACGCACUGAAUACAACGGAUGCGAUUUGGCUGUAUAAUCAAAGUUACCAAGACACCCCUGAAGCUCCUAAUCGAACGUGUGUACGUUGGCAUAAGAAAAGUCUUACGAAUUCGUCGUAUGUUUUUGACAACGACUACAAACAAAACGGGACAUAUCACACCGAUUACAAUACUACAGCAGCACUAUAUGAAGCAGGUGGGAACGGAUCCAUGAACGUAAACUAUACAAGAGAGGGAUUCAGCUCUGUGAUCGUCAACUACACGUUGAGUAUGUGGAGUGGUGACCAGAAAUGUUUUGUCCUCAUCCGUAACAAUGACACUUCAGGCGAAGUUCAAUGCGAACUCCACGUGUGGAGCUCGUCUUGGCGAGGUAACCACAGCUCCUGUGAUAUGAAUUACGAAGAGCUCUGUGGCAAAGCACAAGGUCCAGAAGUUUUCUCGGAACAUGAGUGCAUGUAGCACAAAGAGACGAAAAUGAAUGAACGCUGUGUUCGGUGUUCUAGCCGUGACGCGGCAACGAAUUCGUGCUUUUCAGUGUGUGGUAAAUGAUACAAAUAAAAUAUUCCUACAAUGGACGCAAAAACAGCCUUUCUAUCGCAAGUCAUUUACGCGCGCCACAUUCACGUAAUGAGAUACUUCACUUAAAAGCAUGCCUAUAAAUGGCUGCAAGCCCAAUCCC